Molecule: messenger RNA, 3540 nt
Organism: Pecten maximus
Lineage: Eukaryota; Metazoa; Mollusca; Bivalvia; Pectinida; Pectinidae
Product: histone H4 transcription factor-like
Biological process (GO): regulation of transcription by RNA polymerase II; anatomical structure development
Molecular function (GO): RNA polymerase II cis-regulatory region sequence-specific DNA binding; DNA-binding transcription factor activity, RNA polymerase II-specific
Source: RefSeq, a predicted model, not a curated record
GAAGUCGAUGUCCAGAAGUAUGGCUGUCAUGUAUGUAAAUCAGUGUUCAGCCGAGGAUCAAAGUUAACAGUCCACCUGAAGAAACGCCACAAAUUCCGAUGGCCCUCUGGUCAUUCUAGGUUCAGAUACAAGUUACAUGACGAUGGGUAUUGGAGGCUACAGACCGUUCGUUACGAGAGUAUACAACUCACAGAACAAGUAACAGAUGAUUCGACAACAGAAACCAAACAGCCAUCUUCAUCCACAGAUUCUCAGUCCUCACAUGCAGCGGGGUCUGCCGAGCAGGAACAAGCAGAACCUGUCGCCAUGGAAACAGAAGAUACAGACACAGAUACAGGUGAUAAAACCUAUGAGGUUUCCAUGGUAACUGUUGCUGGGAAUUCUCAGUCAAAGAAAGAAGGGGAAGACUCCAUUACAUGUAUUGCUCUGCCUGUUAAUGUUAACGAUUCUAAAUCUACAGAUGGUGAUUCACCGGCGGUUGCUACGGUAACUGAUAUAAGAAUUAUAUCUGGAGAUUAUGCUGUAUUGUCAAACACUUCAGUCUCCUCACCAAUACAGCCUCUCUCUGAAACUGGAUGUGCCAUAAACAUUCCUCCAGGGGACAAAACUCUGGACAAAAUGCAGGAUGUGAAAGUUAGCUAUAACAAAGGUCAGGAGAACAAUCAGUCUUAUAAUCUGGAAAUGCUUGGCUAUGUUGCCAUGCAUGCGACAAACCAAACCACAGAACAAGGGUCGUCACAGUCCAGUUCUGAAGGAGAAGUACAGUCCAGCCCAGGCAAACCAGGCUGCUAUAAAACUCUGAAGAGUCAGGAUCUGUGAACUGUACACAAUGGAGUUUAGUCCAGUACUUGUCUGAGAGGUGUCUGCAGGACUCAGAAAAUUGUAGUCCGGUUAUUGUAUAGAAAGAAACCUACAACAAGACACAAAAGGGAAUCUAUGCUCAGAAUGUGUGACAAUGUGAUGAUUACAGAAUGUGUGACGGUGUAAUGAUUAAAGAUGUUGUAUCAACCCUGGUCAAUAUUCCACAGGUGUUGCUGAUUGAUGAUCAAAAUAUUAGCCCAACUUGAAAAAUAUAUUUAUAAGUGCCGAAGUGAUGACUGAUGUGGAGUGAAUGUUUUGCGGGGUGAUAAUACUGAUGGAAAAUGCUUGAUUUGUUUAAACAUUUAUUUGUAAUUCCAUGCUGGAAACUUUGGGUAAAUCAUCUGAUAAAUGUAGCUCAGAUUGAUUUGUUUGUUUGUAUAGUUUAAUUUAUCUGAUAAAACUGACAGAUAUUGAAAGAUUUGUUUUACAUUUAUUGAACCCAUGUUGGAAACUUAAGGUAUGUCACAUGUUAAACCACUGGGUAAAUAUCCUAGAUAUCAAUGGUUCCAAGUUAAAAAGAUGUUUUAUGUGUAUUUAUCCUAACCUCAACAGGGAUAUCCGCAGUUAGGGAAAAGACAAGCUACAUGUGCUCUGUUCACAUUCUCAACAAUUGUAUUUCAUUACGUCAACAAUACCAAGAUGGCACAGCAACAUUUCCUUGUAUUGAUGUAACGUCAAUAUUAGAUACAUAAGAGGGUAAACAGGGUAAGAGAAAAAUAAUCAUUCACCCCCAUGGAAGUGAGACAUGUGAAUCUCAACCCUCAGGGUAAGAUCAUUAAGCUGCAAGCCUCGUGUUUGGCAACUUAAGAAUCUUCCCCUCGGGUUGAGAUUCCCCUGUCUCACCCCCAAGGGGGUGAAAGAUUCUAUUAUUCUCCUACCCUCAACAGGGAUAUCCACAAUUUUACGGAUGAGAUUUCCUUAUCUCGCCCUAUAGUUAAGACAAGUUCCACAUGGUCUUUGCACCUUCCUAACAAUUGUGAUUGUAUGAUGUAGCAGCAAUAAUACUAUGAUGUCACAUGUACAUCAACAGUAGUUUGACGUCAUGUCUACAAUUCAUUCAUGUUAAGUUAAAGAAUUGGUCCAAAAUCCCAAGAUGGCCACCAUGACAGCCAUCUUUAAAAACACUUACUAACUUCUUCUCCAGUUCCAUUGGUACCAUUGGGCUAGAAAUUGGUGAGGAUGUUAGGAGGGGAGCCAACAGAGUGCUGUUAUCAUCAGCCUUGUAAAACCUAUGACAUGGCUGACAAAGUGGCCAUUUUCUAACAUGAUUGCGCAAUUAUGGUUUUCCUGAACAAGUUCAACACCUAUUUUAAAGUUCUUUUUCACGUUCCACCAGUGGGAUUCAGCUCUCUCUUACCUGAAAUGAUCCUGAGAUAUUCCUGACCAUUUUUUGGGUUGGUCAGAAAUCUAAUAUGGCCAACAUUGCCAUUAUACUUUCUACUGAGUAUGUAUACUACAAUAGUAUGAGGGUCUUAAGAGUCAGAUGACCGUUAAGGCCCAUGGUCUUCUUGUCUUGCAUUGAUGUAACGUCAAUGUUAGAUAUUGGGGUAAACAGGUUGGAGAAUAACAAUCAUUCAUCCCCUUGGGAGUGAGAAUCUCAUCCCUUGGGUAAGAUACUUAAACUACUAAACAUUUGGCAAGCCUCGUGUUUGGCAACGAAUCCUCCCAUGCUCGUUGAGAUUCCCUCGUCUCGCCCCUAAGUGGUGAAAGACUCUAUUAGUCCAUGGAAUUUCUUUGAAACUUCAGCACUGGCCCAUUAUUGUUACAAAAUGUUAUAUUAGUAUAUGUCGCAGUCCAGGGGAGAUAAUUUCAUAUUUCAGCUGAUGUUCGAUCAAUCUUUACAUUUGAGUUACUGACAAAGGGAGGUACCUUUUCCAUUGCAAGAAGAGAUGCUAUUUAGGAAGAAAAUAACCCUAAACUUUAGCUGCUACGUACAAAAUAAUAAAUUCCCUAGUAAUGAAAUUUCAACAAGGGGGGCCAGGUUAAUUUGUAAAAAAAAAAAAAAAAAUGUCACAGACAAGGGGAGGUAGCUUCGAAAGUAUUUUAACCUAUUACAGAUAAAGGAGAGCAUGCUAAGUUGGCAAAAUUUGUGCCCAAACACAUGAAGGGAGGUAACUUCACGUGUAUUUGAGCUUUACAACCCUCUAAGCUGGUCUACAUAUCUUAUUAAAUAUAAUGAUCAGCAGAAUUAUGUCAGUAAUUCACAGUCAAUUUUAAAAUGUCGCCCAAAAUUUUUAGGAUUAAUACCAUAUUAAGGUUUAAAUCAUAUUACUUAUUUUUUCAUCAAAUGGACUUUUCUGAAUUAACAUCAAUUAGUACAGUGGUGUUAAUUUUACUAACGGAUCCUAUUUUUAACUGUAUGUUAAAAAUCUUAAUGGGGCAAUUUAAGAUGUGUAAUCAGCUUAAAUAUUUCCUGAACAUUUGGCCUCAGUUGAACAUUUCCUGAACAUUUGGCCUCAGUUGAACAUUUCCUGAACAUUUGGCCUCAGUUGAACAUUUCCUGAACAUUUGGCCUCUGUUGAACAUUUCCUGAACAUUUGGCCUCUUUUUCCAACCGGUAAAUUUGUGUAACAUGUUUUAUUACAGUUGUCUGUUGAUGUUAACAAAUGAUGAACUUACAUGUGAUAUAAUAUGGAAUAUAAAUACUACGUGUUGGAAUAAAUAAGUUAUCAUAGACAA